AUGCACAGUCUUGCUCGCCCAUUACGUCUCUUCAGCACACACGAUUUCACAAGGCUUUCACUCGCCCCCCACCCGGCGAUUCAUACGCGAUACAAAUCAUACCUUGCUAGGUCCAAUGGCCGUCGGAAACGCAUCGUCGUUGCUGUUACAGGAGCAACUGGUUCGCCCCUAGCUGUUGCUCUUCUCAAACGCCUCCGGGAACUCGAGGUCGAGACGCAUCUCAUCAUGUCGAAAUGGGGAGGGGCAACACUCAAAUACGAGCUCGAAGCCCCAAGAAACACGACUUCAUAUCUAGAAUCUCUUGCUUCAGUCACCCACUCGUCACUAGAUGUCUCAGCUUCACUAUCCUCUGGUUCUUUUCGCACAGACGGCAUGAUUGUAGUUCCAUGCAGUAUGAAGACAUUAGCAGGCAUACGCAUGGGCUACGAUAACGACCUCAUCGUACGAGCGGCAAGUGUGACAUUGAAGGAGAGAAGAAGACUUGUUCUAGUGGCUAGAGAAACACCGCUGACGAGCAUUUACUUGGAGAACAUGCUUGAAGUGACGAAAGCUGGCGCUGUUGUAUUUCCACCAAUGAUGGCCUUUUACACAAGACCGAGUUCUAUCGAUGACAUGGUACAGCAAAGUGUGGUGAGAAUGAUUGACUUGCUGGAUCUAGAAGUCAUUGAUGGGGAUAUGCAGGAUGAAGUCCGUUGGUCAGGGUUUGACUGGGCACGUAAGGGAAAGCAAAACACCUAG
Fusarium verticillioides 7600 is the source of this 738-nucleotide messenger RNA. Its product is annotated as 3-octaprenyl-4-hydroxybenzoate carboxy-lyase UbiX. The record is from RefSeq and is a predicted model, not a curated record. NCBI's taxonomy places the organism in Eukaryota, Fungi, Ascomycota, Sordariomycetes, Hypocreales, Nectriaceae. The coding region runs from base 1 to 738 and encodes 245 amino acids. The transcript has a single exon. Gene Ontology annotation, molecular function: carboxy-lyase activity.